Messenger RNA from Rhizophagus irregularis DAOM 181602=DAOM 197198, 381 nucleotides. The record is from RefSeq and is a predicted model, not a curated record. Lineage: Eukaryota; Fungi; Glomeromycota; Glomeromycetes; Glomerales; Glomeraceae.
UUUUUUUAUUUGGUUUCCUGAUUGUUUUGUAAUCACCUUUUCAUCCCCUUUAUUUUUUCCAUUGCCUGUUGUCUUUUCAUCAUGUUUUCAUUUCUCUUUAUCUUUUCCAUUACAUUUCGUUCUUUAUUUUUUUAUACCACAUUUUGUUUCUCUUUAUCUUAUUUUUCGUCCUUUAUCUUUUUUGUUACUUUUUCAUAUUCUCAUUUCCUUUAUUUCUUAUCAUUUUUUCAUCUUUUUCAUUUUUUUUUAUUUUUUUAAAUUCUUUUAUCAACCUUCAUUCUUUAUCAUUCAAUUCUUUUUUUUAAUACUUAUUUAUCUUUUUUUGUCAUUACUGGGUUUUCUUUUUUAUAUUAUUAUAGUCCUGCUAAUAUAAAAACUUUG